UAGGUGGCAUUAGCAGAGACAGUGUGGGAGGGAAGGGCCAAGGCUCACUGAGACUGAGCAUGCACAUCACCGCCAUGGACCGCCUGUUGUGGGGUACCUGUGUUCUCUGCUUGCUGAACCUCUUGGAAGUGGCCCUGGGUCACCUCCAUCCGGAAUGUGACGUCAUCACUCAGCUGAGAGAGGAUGAACUUGCAUGCCUUCAGGUGGUAGAGGGGACCAACAACACCUCCCUGGGCUGCCCUGGGACCUGGGAUGGGCUGCUGUGUUGGCCCCCGACAGGUUCUGGCCAGUGGGUGACCCUCCCUUGCCCUGACUUCUUCUCUCACUUCAGCUCAGAGCCAGGGGAUGUGAAGAGAGACUGUACUAAUGCCGGCUGGUCUGAUCCCUUCCCGCCAUACUCCGUGGCCUGCCCUGUGCCCUUGGAGCUGCUAACUGAGGAGAAAUCUUACUUCUCUACGGUGAAGAUCAUCUACACCACAGGCCACAGCAUCUCCAUUGUAGCCCUCUGUAUGGCUAUUGCCAUCCUGGUUGCUCUCAGAAGGCUCCACUGUCCCCGGAACUACAUCCACAUGCAGUUGUUUGUCACUUUCAUCCUCAAGGCCAGUGCUGUGUUCCUGAAGGAUGCUGCCCUUUUCCAGGGUGAUGGCACGGACCACUGCGGCUUGUCCACUAUCCUGUGUAAGGUCUCCGUGGCCGUCUCUCAUUUUGCCACCAUGACCAACUUCAGCUGGCUGCUGGCAGAAGCUGUCUACCUGAGCUGCUUGUUGGCCUCCACAUCCCCCAGGUGCAAACCAGCUUUCUGGUGGCUGGUUUUUGCUGGCUGGGGGCUCCCUGUGCUAUGCACUGGUACGUGGGUGGGCUGCAAACUGGCUUUCGAGGACACUGCGUGCUGGGACCUAGACGACAGCUCCCCCUACUGGUGGAUCAUCAAAGGGCCCAUAGUCCUCUCUGUUGGGGUGAACUUUGGGUUGUUUCUCAAUAUAAUUUGCAUCCUGCUGAGGAAGCUAGAGCCUGCACAGGGAGGCCUCCACACACGGGCUCAGUACUGGCGGCUUUCCAAGUCAACACUUCUCCUUAUCCCGCUGUUUGGAAUUCAUUACAUCAUCUUCAACUUCCUGCCUGACAGUGCUGGCCUGGGCAUCCGCCUACCCUUGGAGCUGGGACUGGGCUCCUUCCAGGGCUUCAUUGUUGCUGUUCUCUAUUGCUUCCUCAACCAAGAGGUGAGGACGGAGAUUUCACGCAAAUGGUAUGGCCAUGACCCUGAACUUCUGCCAGCUCGUCGGACCUGCACUGAGUGGACCACACCGCCCCGAUCGAGAAUGAAGGUGCUGACCUCGGAGUGCUAGGCCAGCCAUCACCAGGAGCUGAGCUCCAAUCCCUGUCCUCAAACUACCAUGCCGCUGAGUUCUCUGCAUCUGCUUUCUCUAGGUUCGACUUUCUCAGUUCCUGUCUCUGCCCCCAUCCAUUCUUUUCUUCCAUCUAGGACUAUUGCCCAAGCCCCAGAGAAACCAAUAAACUAGUACAUGAAUGAUCCGUGGUUGAGUCAAUGUGGCUCCGAAGGGCAGCUCUUGUAGCAGCUAUUACUGUACUUCCGGGGCAUUCCUCAACCCUUGGCUCCAGCUGCCUUAUCGCCAUUUGUCUCUGUGAGAAUUCUCAUGUUUUAUUUAUUUUUUAAAAGCACUCUCUCUCUUUUGUCCUAACCCCUACUCCCAUCCCCCUCCCCCUACAGGCAAAGAU
This is a messenger RNA of Myodes glareolus (Bank vole), 1737 nucleotides long. RefSeq names its product growth hormone releasing hormone receptor (gene Ghrhr). Lineage: Eukaryota; Metazoa; Chordata; Mammalia; Rodentia; Cricetidae. Gene Ontology annotation, molecular function: peptide hormone binding; growth hormone-releasing hormone receptor activity; G protein-coupled peptide receptor activity. Gene Ontology annotation, cellular component: plasma membrane. Gene Ontology annotation, biological process: cell surface receptor signaling pathway; adenylate cyclase-activating G protein-coupled receptor signaling pathway; positive regulation of cell population proliferation. The record is from RefSeq and is a predicted model, not a curated record.